AAGAGUCGUUCAGAGAUCCAGCAUCUGCUCGCUGCGAUUGUUGUGCUGCGCGAGAUCUCCGCUAUUUCAGGAUGUCAGUCAGGCGGUUUCUGUCAGUGUUUCUCAUGUUGUUUGUGACUCUCAGCGCUGAACACGAAGAGAAUGAAGCUCUGAAAUACAGCCACACACAGCAGACCACAGACCAGAUUGAAGUUACAUUCACCACUGGCAACUUGAGCGAUACGACACACAAACCUUCAUUACCAGAUGUUGAUGAGUGUCUCCAGGGCGACCCGGGGCCUUGCGGUUACCAUGCCAACUGCACAAACACACCUGGAUCCUACCUGUGCAGCUGUUUCCGUGGUUACCUGAUGAGUGCGGAAGGAUGUAAAGAUGUAGAUGAGUGUGUGUUAGCUGUAGUAACAGGUCUGCAGGCGUGUGGAAGUGGAGCCGUGUGUUCAAACAAACCGGGAUCUUUCACCUGCUCGUGUCCGGCGGGAUUCGUGCUGGCGCUCGACGGACACAACUGUGUCGAUGUUGACGAGUGUAAUUUCGAGGAGAGGUGCCGCAGGGAGCUGGGUAACGUGUGUGUGAAUACAGACGGCAGCUACACGUGUGUGUGUCAGGCUGGAUUCAGAGAGCACAGAGCCGCGUGUGUGGACAUAAACGAGUGUUUGUCCGGGGAUCACGGCUGUGACGUUAACGCUCGCUGUGGGAACAUCAUCGGCUCGUAUUUCUGUCAGUGUCUUCAGGGAUACAGCGGAGACGGACACUCCUGCUACGAUGUGGAUGAAUGCACUCAGGGUAACAGACUCUGUGAACAUGACUGCAUGAAUCAGCCGGGGACGUACAGCUGCGUCUGCAGCCCUGGAUACGCAGUCACUGCAGAUCUACACAACUGCACAGACAUAAACGAGUGUUUGUCCGGGGAUCACGGCUGUGACGUUAACGCUCGCUGUGGGAACAUCAUCGGCUCGUAUUUCUGUCAGUGUCUUCAGGGAUACAGCGGAGACGGACACUCCUGCUACGAUGUGGAUGAAUGCACUCAGGAUAACAGACUCUGUGAACACGACUGCAUGAAUCAGCCGGGGACGUACAGCUGCGUCUGCAGCCCUGGAUACGCAGUCACUGCAGAUCUACACAACUGCACAGAUGUGGACGAGUGUGUGAGCAGUAAUGACAUGUGUGAACAGACCUGCACAAACACAGCGGGUUCCUUUCUCUGCUCGUGUCGAAGUGGGUAUCAGCUGCACAUCGAUGGACGCAGCUGUGUGGACAUAGACGAGUGUAAACUACAGAACGGAGGCUGUUCUCACGAGUGCACAAACACACCAGGAGGUCAAGAAUGUCACUGUCCCUUCCCUCUGCUGCUGGACCACCGCAACACCACCUGCGUCACCAUGUGUUCUCCACCCUGCGCUUAUGGAGGGUCCUGUAUGAGGUGGAACGUCUGUCUGUGUCGUCCCGGCUGGACGGGUGACGGCUGCCACACAGCCGUGUGUGAGCUGCCGUGUGCGAACGGUGGACGAUGUGUCGCUCCAAAAACCUGCCAGUGUCCCUCCGACUACAGCGGGCCGCAGUGUCUCACCCCGCUGUGUUCUCCUCCGUGUGUGAAUGGAGGGAGGUGUGUGGACAUCAACACCUGCAGCUGCUCAGACGGAUGGACAGGAGCGCGCUGUCAGAGAGGUGAACAAAUACACACUUUUUCUGUUUGUGUUCAUGUAAUUGUGUGUGUGUGUGUGUGUGUGUGUGUAGCCGUCACUACGCCGUGUGUUCCUCCCUGUCAGCAUGGUGGCGUCUGCGGGCCUCUGAACACCUGUGUGUGUGUGACGGGGACGAGCGGCAUACGCUGUGAGAAACUCGUGUGUCCCGUCGUGACUACGGUGGUCAGUAUGGCCCGCGCCGUGCGGAAAGGCUUUCGGGAGAGUUACGUGGACCGCUGCGGACCGCUGGGAGUCCAGCUCUGUACUAAAUACAGGAUAAAUCAGGCGCGUGUGUAUCUGCAGGCGUAUAGAGUGGGCUACAAAAUCCAGUGUCCCGAGAAAACAGCAAGAUGAACAACAUCAAGUCUAUUGUAAUGCUCCCAAACACUUAACAGACACACUCACUCAGUGCAUAUUAUAUGAUUGUGUAUACUGGCUUUUGCACAUUGUGCAUGUGUAUUGUUACAGACUAAUAAAGGUAUUUU
This is a messenger RNA of Sinocyclocheilus rhinocerous, 2167 nucleotides long. RefSeq names its product fibrillin-1. Gene Ontology annotation, molecular function: calcium ion binding. The transcript has 18 exons. The record is from RefSeq and is a predicted model, not a curated record. NCBI's taxonomy places the organism in Eukaryota, Metazoa, Chordata, Actinopteri, Cypriniformes, Cyprinidae. Bases 72 to 2036 code for a protein of 654 amino acids.